AUGUUGCGCCUGGGCAAACUUUCAACUCGAAUCGCAUUCGCCUUUCCAUCAUGGAAAGAGAUGGAAGCUUUCCUCUCACGCAGCAAAAACGCUGUCGAAGCGCAGCAAUCUGCGCCCGCAGAGUCAGAGAAGGACAUCGACGGAUUGCUAGAAGAAGAGCCCUCCACGGAUUUGAAGCUUGCCAUCUUGCAUUCGUUGCACCCAGAGACAGACUCAUCAACACUAUUAGACCUGUUGGUUGUAGAGAAUGGCUUGGUUGAGCGCGUAUUGGAAGUUCUAGCCUCCAAGGCUCUGACAAGCACGCCUCGGAAGAGGUCUGCUAUGAGUAUCGGCUAUCAGUCAUCAAUUGCCCAAUUUGGCAGAGAUACAGCAUCUGAAUCACAAAUCUUGACAAAGCGGAGGGCUUUGACGAAGAAGGGUCAAACUCUCCAUCUAUUCGCACCUGAAGAUGUGGAGAAGCACACACCUUGUUCAAUCGUUCAUAACUUCCUGCCCAAAGAAGAGGCUGAGGAUUUGUUGAGAGAGCUCCUAGGAGAAGCCCCAACGUUCGAGAAAGCGACAUUCAAGAUAUUUGACAAUGUUGUGCAGUCGCCCCAUUCUGCUUGCUUCUAUGUUGAAAACCUUGAAGAAGAAAUCAAGCAGAAGAAUGAGUACUUGUAUAAUGGCAGCUCGUUGGAAGAUGUGCGUCAGCUUACGCCUCAAAUGCGCAAAGUAUCACCCAAAGUUGAGGCUGCUGUCAACGAUGAAAUUCAUAGGCGGAUACAGACAUUUAACCCACAUGGUCAAAAGCUGCAGUACCAACAGCCAGGGCCGUGGGUACCCAACGCUGCGUUUGUGAAUUGCUACAAAGGAGGGGCUGAGAGUGUUGGAUAUCAUUCUGAUCAGUUGACUUACCUUGGACCUCGAGCUGUCAUUGGGUCAAUCAGCCUAGGAGUUGCAAGUAACGCAGUGCCUUUAUGA
Molecule: messenger RNA, 960 nt
Organism: Bacidia gigantensis
Lineage: Eukaryota; Fungi; Ascomycota; Lecanoromycetes; Lecanorales; Ramalinaceae
Exons: 1
Coding region: 1-960 (319 amino acids)
Biological process (GO): DNA repair; DNA alkylation repair
Cellular component (GO): nucleus
Molecular function (GO): dioxygenase activity
Source: RefSeq, a predicted model, not a curated record